AUGACUUCUCUUCAACAUGUGAACCCCACAGUAAGAGGAAUUAGAGACUCUCCACAAACUAUGCUUCAGAAUCUGGCUGAACGCAUCAGAAAAGAGAUUUCACUGGGGGCGCAGAAACCCUUCAAGAAGGUGAUUGAUGUUAGCUCCGGUGAUCCCCACAGAGUUGAUUUACAACAUGUUUCAUUUCUUCGACAGGUCUUGGCAGUGUGUGUAUACCCUCAGCUGCUGGAAGACAAAUGUUUUCCUCUGGAUGUCAAGAUAAGAGCUCAGAAACUCCUGGAGGCCUGUGAUGGAGCAAGUGUGGGUUCAUACACUGCAUCCUCUGGUCUUCGUCAUGUGAGGCAAAGCAUCGCUGAGUUCAUCACAAAAAGAGAUGGAGUUCCUUCAUAUGCCCAAAACGUCUUUAUUUCUGCUGGCUCUCAAAGGGCUAUAAUGAUUGCUGUGAAACUGCUGGCCAGUGGUGAGGGGAAUACUCGGACAGGCGUGCUGAUACCUGGGCCCUGCCCACACAUGCUGUACAAUGUGCUGGAGGAGGCUGGGGUGGUCUUGGUACCGUACCAGCUGACAGAGGAGAGAGGGUGGGCUGUAGACCUGGACAACUUGCAUCAAGCUUUAAAAGCUGCUCGGGGGUACUGUGAGCCCAGAGCCAUUUACAUCAGCAACCCGGGAAAUCCCACAGGGCAUGUGCAGGACAGGAAGUCAAUAGAGGAAGUGAUUCAGUUCGCAGCAGCUGAGAGAGUCCUACUGUUAGCUGACGAGGUGUACCAGGACAGCGUGUAUGGGAAGGACAGAGAGUUUAUUUCCUAUAAGAAAGUCCUGUUUGAAAUGGAUAGAGAGCUUGCAGAAACAGUGCAGCUGAUCUCCUUCCACUCUUUAUCCAGUACCUGCAUUGGAGAGUGUGGUCUGAGGGCUGGAUACAUGGAGGUAGUUAAUAUGGAUCCAGAGGUGAUUUAUUAUUUUGAUAACACAUUGUGUGGUGAUAUCACUACUCCAGUCACAGGACAGCUUGGUUUGGAUCUUAUGGUCAAUCCGCCACAACCUGGAGACCCAUCGUAUCACACAUACAUGCAGGAGACCUUCAUCCUGGCUACUCUGUCCCAUAAUGCUCAAUGGGCUCAGGAGCUCCUAAAUAAACUACCAGGGGUAAGGUGUCAGCCAGCGCUUGGAGGAAUCUAUGUUUUUCCUCGCCUGCACUUACCAUGUGGUAUUAAGGAGCAGGCCAAGUUACUGGGGCUGAAAGCUGAUGUUCUGUACUGUCAGAAAUUACUGGAAGAGGAGGGUGUAUUAGCUGGUGCAGGUGAACAUGGGGGAAUGACUGACAGCUUCUAUUUGAGAUUAUGCAUCCUUGUUCCUCAUGACACCCUGGUAGAGGUCCUAGCUCGCCUCACCUCCUUUCACUGCCGUCUCAUGGGUGGCACUGUGACCCCAACAGAAGUGUAA
Messenger RNA from Pelmatolapia mariae (spotted tilapia), 1440 nucleotides. Its product is annotated as alanine aminotransferase 2-like. The transcript is spliced from 11 exons. The coding region runs from base 1 to 1440 and encodes 479 amino acids. The record is from RefSeq and is a predicted model, not a curated record. Gene Ontology annotation, molecular function: L-alanine:2-oxoglutarate transaminase activity; pyridoxal phosphate binding. NCBI's taxonomy places the organism in Eukaryota, Metazoa, Chordata, Actinopteri, Cichliformes, Cichlidae. Gene Ontology annotation, biological process: biosynthetic process.